Alternaria hordeiaustralica is the source of this 4797-nucleotide messenger RNA. RefSeq lists its product as uncharacterized. Bases 1 to 4797 code for a protein of 1598 amino acids. Lineage: Eukaryota; Fungi; Ascomycota; Dothideomycetes; Pleosporales; Pleosporaceae. The record is from RefSeq and is a predicted model, not a curated record. The transcript has 5 exons. Gene Ontology annotation, biological process: negative regulation of transcription by RNA polymerase II. Gene Ontology annotation, cellular component: Sin3-type complex; chromatin. Gene Ontology annotation, molecular function: transcription corepressor activity.
AUGGGUGCGUACUCGCCUCCCACUCGCUGCCCACAGCAGACGGGCACCAUGAGCGAAGACGCCUGCGAGCUCCUUUUCUCACCACCCUUCGAUUGGAUUCACGCUGACUUCGAGACCGAUGACAGGCCAAACAGCGCGACGCCCCAGGGUCCCUCACAUGCGUCACCCGCCCAGGGUCCGGGACCAGUACUCCCUCCACCAUCUGGUGGCGGCUACUACUCGUCAAACGCCGCGACAGCCCACAACCAGAACCUCCCCACACUUCCCGGGCUGACGGCGCAACCUCAGCACUCGUCGCCCCACAUGUCCGCCCAGCGACCGCCAUCGUCAGACGCGGGCGCGCAAGCUCACCAAGGCCCGCAGGCCCCUCCGUACUCACUACCCGGCAUCUCGCAAACCCUACAACAGCAGCAGCAGCACAUGCCGACUUCGGAGCAAGCCAACGCCGACAGAGAGCGCGAGAUGCGCGAUCGCGAAAACAGAGACAGAGAGAUGGAGUCGCAUGCCAUGCACCAGCAAGAAGACAUCGUCAAGCGCGAGGCAGAGCAGCGGGACCGCGACCUGCAUGAGCGACAGCAGCGCGAGCACGCUGCGCACCAGAACCACUCAGGGCCGAUCCAAAUACACCAGCCAGUGGCAGUCGCACCCUCGACGCGAACCAUCCACGGUCCCAACGGUCUGCUUGGCCAAUCUGGACCCAUGAACGGGCCAAACCCACUUGCGCCACCCAUGGGUGGCCCCAACUCAGGCCCCAUGUAUGGAAAUGCGCCCGCACAGCAUGAGCAGACUACACCGCGCAUGCAACACGCUGUACAGGCACCUACCCAGGCCCAGAUGUUGAUGCCUUUUGCUGGCCCUCCAGGAUCCAUGGCUAUGGGCCAGGGACAGCAGCCCAUCCUCAACGACGCCCUGAGCUAUCUCGACCAGGUCAAAGUCCAGUUCGCCGACCACCCCGACGUGUACAACCGGUUUCUCGACAUCAUGAAGGAUUUCAAGAGCGGUGCUAUCGACACCCCAGGCGUCAUUGAGAGGGUAUCGACACUGUUUGCGGGCAAUCCGGCCUUGAUCCAAGGUUUCAACACCUUUCUGCCACCCGGCUACAAGAUCGAGUGUGGCACCAACGGCGACCCAAACGCUAUCAGAGUCACCACGCCCAUGGGAACCAUGGUAUCGACUAUGCCCGCUCCAAGGCCGCUUUCACCGCCACGCAGCGGUGCUGUCAAUGGCAACAACGGCCCGCAACACGAGAGCACAUACUACGAGACUGCCCAAGGACGCCCAUGGCCUCAACAACAGAGAGCUCAAGGUCCUGAGGGACAAGAAUCGAUGUUUUCACCCAAUAACCGUACUCUAGGAGGGCCAUUGUACGGUCCCCAAGGACAGCAGGGCCCAGCUCCUCACUCGCCAGAGGUCACAUCGCGUCCUCAUCCUGACCCUGCUGGAGCUGCAGCGCUAGCUCACCAACAAGAGCAGAGAGGCGUUUCGCAGUUACAAAACGCAGUAUCUGCAGCUACUGGCCGCUCAAUGAUGUCACCCAGCGUUGAUCCGGGUGCCUCGUUACAAGGACAGGCUAUGAACGGUGCUGCUCAGCUUCCACAGAUGGGCGGGGCUGCAGCAGAGAAGAGAGGGCCAGUAGAGUUCAACCACGCGAUUAGCUACGUGAACAAGAUCAAGAACCGAUUCGCAGCUCACCCAGACAUUUACAAAAACUUCCUGGAGAUACUACAGACGUACCAGAGAGAGUCGAAGCCCAUUCAGGACGUCUACGCCCAAGUCACCCACCUGUUUGGUGGUGCGCCAGAUCUCCUGGAAGAUUUCAAGCAGUUCCUUCCGGAGUCCGCUGCUCAACACAGAGCGCAACAGCAGGCCGCCAAGAACGCGGCUGAAGACGCAGUCAUGCUCAGCAAUGUUCGAGGUGAAUCAGGAUACGGUGCCGCUGCAAACCAACAAACGCCCGGACGCGCCGAUACAUCUCGAUUGCCUCCGAUGGGCAACUUCGCACCUACACCUACAGCGAACCGCGACAACAAGAGGAAGCGCGAGCGACAAGGCCCUGUGGCUGCACCGAUGCCCGCGCCCAUGUCGCAAGAAAUGCCAACCUCAAACGUUCGAGGAGGAUACAACCAGGGCAAUGUCAACAAGCGCGCAAAGACCGGACAUGGCGCAAAGCAGGCAAUUCCCGAUGGACCACCGGUAUCACCCACUCUGACUCCUGCGCUACCUGAGCCAAUGCCACCGACGACGACCACAACACCCAGCCAGGAUGAGCUUGCUUUCUUUGACCGCGUCAAGAAGUUCAUUGGAAACAAAAACACAAUGAACGAGUUCUUGAAGCUCUGCAACCUCUACUCGCAAGACUUGAUCGACAAGCAGUUACUACUGUCUCGCGCCGGUUCUUUCAUCGGCGGGAAUCAGGAACUCUAUGCUUGGUUCAAGAAGUUCAUGGGCGAGGACGAAGAGCAGCAAAAGUACCGCCCCAAAACUGUCAACUCGCGUGUCUCAUUAUCGAACUGCCGCAGUCUUGGUCCUAGCUAUCGCUUGCUCCCAAGGCGCGAACGAGAACGCGUGUGUAGUGGACGCGACGAGCUCUGCAGAUCUGUUCUGAACGACGAGUGGGCAUCUCACCCGACCUGGGCCUCCGAGGAUUCUGGUUUCGUUGCCCAUCGCAAGAACACUUUCGAGGAGGGCUUGCACAGAAUCGAGGAAGAGCGCCACGACUACGACUUCAACAUCGAGGCCUGCAGCCGCACGAUCCAACAGCUGGAGCCUAUCGCCAACCAGCUGCUCACGAUGAAGCCGGAGGACAGACAGGGAUUCACAUUGCCGCCUGGACUUGGUGGACAGAGUGAGACGAUCUACAAACGUGUCAUUAUGAAGAUCUAUGGCCGUGACAGGGGAAAGGACGUGAUUAAGGAACUGUUCCAAAUGCCCUGGAGCGUCGUUCCCGUACUCCUCCACCGCUUGAAGACCAAACUCGAGGAUUGGAAGGCCGCCCAGCGUGAAUGGGAGAAGGUCUGGCGCGAUCAGACCCAAAAGAUCUUCUGGAAAUCGCUGGAUCACCAGAGCAUCACCGUCAAGCAGGCCGACAAGCGACAGUUCCAGCCCAAAUCCCUUACGAACGAGAUCCAGGUCAGAUACGAAGAGCAGAAGCGCCUCCAGCAGAUCCAAGAGAUAUCGCAGCCGGACUACCAGUUUGCCUUUUCCUUCCGGGAUGAAGAGGUACUCUUCGACGUGGCUCGGCUAAUGCUUACGUUUGCGGAUAACAACAACAGUGCCGACUUUGCAAAGGUCGUACCUUUUAUCAAGGAAUUCGUUCCUCUCUUCUUUGGUAUCGAUUCUGCCAAGUUCGAGCAGCGGGUACAAACCUCGCCACGUGAUACGCCAAACGAUUCUGGCGAGGACACGCCCUCUCCAGACGAUGAUGUUUCCCAACGCUCGCAGAAAUUGAAGAAGGGGGACCUCCGUCGCAAUGUUCUCGACCCCAACAACAAAUCACGAAAGGACAAGGAAGACAGUGUUGCGUCGGCGAGCCGAGACAGUACUCCGGACGCAUCCGCUAUGGACGAGGAAGCUGCUGCUGACAGUUCAAACUCCAAUCCUCGCGCAGAUCGGCCAGAGAGGCAAUGGGUAGAAUAUACCGAUGCUCCCACGCCUUUCGGCGACCGAGAGUUCGAACACGAAGAACCCUACCAACGAGUAGAGUACAACAUGUACUCCAACGCUUCGAUUUACUGCUUCUUCCGCAUGUUCGUCAUGCUCUACGAGAGGCUGUUGAAGCUCAAGGAUAGCGAAGAGGAGGUACGAGAAGUCAUUGCGCGCGCCAAGGAGCCAAAGGCAGCGCAGAAGCUCAAGAUGCUCGACAAGCAGCCCGACGACUUUUUCAAGGACACAUCGCCAUCAGCGAACUACUACCAACAGCUUCUCGAAAUGUUCCAAGAUCAAAUCUCUGGCGAAGUCGAGAUGAACUUUAUCGAGGAGACCUUACGAAGGUACUAUUUGCAGAUUGGGUGGCAGUUGUACUCCUUCGACAGGCUCCUGAGCUCGCUUGUUCGCUUCGCUCUUGCUGUCGUCAGUCAUGAUAACAAGGAUAAGAGCCUUGAUAUCUACAACCUCUUCAGGAAGGAUCGUGUCAACGAUACCACGACCCACAAGAACGAGAUCAGCUAUCGCAAGGCUGUGGAGAAGCUCGCCAAGGACGCUGACACCUACCGCAUCACCUACAACCCCGCCAAGAUGUGGGCGCACGUGCGGCUUUUCAAGAAGGACGACCCGACCUUCGAUUUCACCACGCUCGACCGGAUUAAGCGCUGGCGAGCAUACGUCGCCUCGUACAUGGCCGUGGAACCCACCGAAGAAGUCGACCUGUCCCGCGUCAACUACCCGUACCUCAAGAAGCGUCUCGCUCGAGCCGAAGAUCUCACCGAGGAAGAACGCUUCGACCACGUCAAGCACAGCGACAAGAUCACCGUGUCCAUCAGCCCCGCCGCUUACAUCAUGACCUUUAUCAAUAGCGAACCUUUCGGCACAGGUGGUGUUCAAUACUUCCUGCAACCAGACGCCGUGCGCGCGGGUCUCAGCGAGGCCGUCCCCAACCCAGCUGAAGAGUACAAGAAGCUCAACGACGAGCGGAGAGAGAGGGUCCAAGAUAUUCUCGUCAGGAACAACACCUGGAUGAAGGAUCUUAGCCGGGACGAUGUAGACGCGAAGAAGGCGGCUUUCAAGAAGGAUCUCGAAGAGCCCAGGAAGGUGGCUGAUAAUGAAGAUGUGGACAUGGACGGCGCAGAUGGUCUCGACUAA